Molecule: messenger RNA, 2464 nt
Organism: Amoebophrya sp. A25
Lineage: Eukaryota; Dinophyceae; Syndiniales; Amoebophryaceae
Source: the annotation of a GenBank genome assembly
CUGUGCUCGGCAACGAGUGACAGAGACUCAGUAGUGUUUUUGGCGAGAAUCUCUGUUUCUGCGAGCUCUUUUUCUAGUAACGAGAUUUUAAGACCCAAAAAAGAGAGAGAGUUGUUCUUGAUACGUGUAAAAGUCGGGUAUUGCUAUUGAUCAUGUCUUUCACUCUCGUCGGAGAGUACAUGAGUAUAAUGAGAGGCGUCACUGUCAGACAGGGAAGUUGUGCUGGCCUGUCGAUUAACUUGUCCAUGAUGAAUUAAUAUGGAGUCGCGAUAAUUUCAUGGAUCCUUUAGUUCAUUUACUCAUUUCAUACUUACUUAGACAUUACAAAAACUACUAGGUCAUCAGCACACAGCUUUACUUUAGUCAGCCCGCCCCCCUCUCCUCAACUAUCCUAAAUUUGGUUUCUCUUUUUUCAUAAUAUCAUCAACAUCGUAGCACUAGCACUAGUAUACAAUCAUUCCUCAUGAUACGCGGGGCACCUUCUUGUCUCAUUAGUUUGACUUGCUUUUUUUCUAUCUUUAUCUGUCACUGUCUCUGUCACAUCAGCGUCAUAUAUUAAUUGCUCAGUGAUCGUUGUAGAAGUGUUUUCUACCUCUUCUUGGUUUUUUAUUUUAGAGUAGGUAGCUGUUGUUCUUGUUCGACGCACAUCAAGAUGAUGCCCCCUAAGUUGGGUUCUUACAACUUGCAUGACGCUCUAGGAGAGCGCGACGCGGAAGCGCUGAGGGAUCGAAGGUCUCAAGCAUCACAUAAAUUGGGUUCCAUGACUAUUGGAUUGCCCAACGGUUUUUUCCCGGGUCACCAGAACUCACGGUACGUGCCCAUUCAGGUUGAACAAGAGAAGUCGACCGGCUCACCAGGGGUAGUCACUCGGGGAGCACAACUCGUAGGUGCAAAGAACGGGGGAGACUUGCUGGCGUCGCGACGUAAGUCAUGUGCUCUGCAGCCAGGUGCGUUCACAGCACCAGCAAUGAUACGCAUUAGCCACGUGCCACACGACGACGAUGAAGAAGAACAGAUGCUGCAGCAAGCGAAAGCUGGUUGUAAAAAUGACGCACUACAGCAAAUAGGCGGAUCUGUAAGCAAACUUGUGCAAGCAGAUGGAGAAACACCAAGAGCAGCAAGAUCGGGCGGCGGAAACAGCAACGAGCAGCAACCGAGCGACCGUCGGAAAAGCACUUACAGUACACUAAGCGGAGCCCCGAAGAUGAAAAUUCUUUCGAUAGGGCAUUCGACUCUCGGUAUUCCUGGAGGGUAUCUUUUUCAGGCUUCCAAAGUUCACCAUAUUUCAACCGAAGGCCACUGGAACAGCGCUCAUCCGGAUGCGCUACAACCCCACCCCGAGGAAGACGGAAAAUACAUCCACACUCGACUGCACACGCGGGACGCCCACCUAGGUGGGGGAGAAGGAUCGCAGAAAAUGCCAACAGGUAUCAAACACUUGUUUUGUCGUAGCCUAAGUACUCGAAAAAUGGAAAUACGCGAGUAACAAAUACAAAAACCAAAACCCAGUAUCUGAGAAGAUUUUUUGCUUGGACACUCGGUUACUUCAGUUUAUCGAAAUUGUAUCCUAUGGCUAUGUAUCGUAUUACUCCUUCUAAAGUUUUUUGCCGCUGCCGCUACCUAGUGCUAGCAGUAAAAGCUGAUGCUCCGCUCUUCGUUUAUUAUAAACUUAAACAUCCUAUUUGUUCUUGUUCUAGCAAGUCCAGCUGGCUCGAAUUUGUUCCUGCAUAUUCUGCUCACUUUUCUACUACUACACACCCUCUAUUUUUGACUGAUUUUCUCUUUCUACUAAACAAUUAUCCCACAGGACCAGCGUCGUCAUCUCCAGAGGUGUUACAACGUGGAGUCUCAAAAAUACGGGUACAGCACCAUCAUGCGACAGCGACUCAUCUGGUGCUACCAAAACGCGGCACGGAGACGUCGUUCUUGUGUGGCUAAAGGCUUUUGGAUCUCGUCAACGAUGGUCAUGGCUUGUGCAUAGAUGCUUCAAUCAUGGAAACCAAGAUAUUUCUACUACUAAAUAUGUUGAGGCAACAAGAUGAAGGACACGGCAUAUCGGACGGUAAUGUCGUCCAUCACUAUCAGGACUUUCAUGAUCAUGAGGACGACGACGUACACGGGACUUCUAUGACCAUUCGCAUUCCGAAGAAUGUUGUUGUUCAUCUUGUACGCUUUUUAUAGUUAUAUUUUUAUCUUGCUGUUGCUUCCCAAAGGGAAAGGCUGAGGAAUGAGAAAGAGUACGAUGAUUCUGAAAAGCUCGCUGUGAUAAAACAAUGUGAUGAGUUGGUGAACAAGUGUGUUCAUUUACUCAAUUGACAGUAGUUUAAGUUGUACUCUCAAGGUUCUUGAGUGCCACAGAGACGCAGAAUGAUGACUCUUACAAGUAGCACCCGCUAGCACUACAUGUAGCUGCUGCUCCCUUGCCAGAACGCGAAUCCCUUCAGAAAAUCCGCAUUGCGUUAUU